AUGAUUCGUUUAGUAGCAACUUUAAAUGCAUUGAAUCCGUUAUUUAUGAAGGCAUUAUACCCUUAUGUGGAUGGUGAGUAUUUUCUUUUCACAACUACGUUUCUAGCUGGCUUGGUGUCAUCGUUGUUGAAUUUUCCUCGUUUUCAACAGUUAAAGAUUGAAGAAAACAAGUACUACACUUUUGACUGGACAUUUAUCUUGGUCACAAAGGCGCUUGAUUCUGUGAUAUCGGCCACAGUUUUGCCUCAGGUUUCAGCAGAGACAAAUGACUUGGUUGAAUUUCUGGUUAUUCUAGUCUCCACCUACUGUGUCAUGACCGCGUGGUGGUUCAAACCAGAUAGACUUAGUCCUGGAAUGGUGAAUUGGAUAACUAAAAUGUCUCGAAUAGACCCCAACAUACAAAAGGGAAUGCAGCUACUAAAUGAUGGCGAGUUAGAUUACAACACUCAGGAAGCCUUGCCAAGUGAAGACACUUUUAAAAUCUAUGCCGAUCUGAAAGGCAAAGACCCGAAAUUGGGAGACUUGAGACAACAGAACAAAUUACCUUGUGAGGUGUUGCACGAGUUUACGACUAAGAGUUGCUUCAAACAUACACUUGACAAUUUCUUGGCUCAAUUUACCUCCAGCUUGAGAUUUUAUUCCUACAUCAACCUAUUCGCAUUUGUAUUCUUUAGAGGCUUUAAGGGAAACUUGAAGAAGGCGUUCAUUAAAACAAUCAAAUCUUCUUUGUUUGUUAGUUCAUUGACAACUAUUCACUGGGGUUGUAUAUGCUCCAUACGAAAUUACCAUCCCAAGUUGUACAAUCAAAGAUUCUGGGACAUAUUGAGCAUCAAAGCCGGAUCUGCACUUGCUGGAUUGAGUGUAUUAUUUGAAAGUGCCAAAAGACGUGACGAUUUAAUGCUAUUUGUAACACCAAAGGCUUUAGGAACUUUUUUUGACGCGACAGAUAGUCUUGAGAGGAGGAAGUUGGAGACUCUUGCCUUUAGUUUGAGUUUUGCUGUAUUGGUUGCCUUUGCCCGACUGAGUCCAACGAGGCUUAGAGGUGUUGUCGGUAAAGGAUUGUGCUAUAUGGUAAAGUAA
Molecule: messenger RNA, 1080 nt
Organism: Lodderomyces margitis
Lineage: Eukaryota; Fungi; Ascomycota; Pichiomycetes; Serinales; Debaryomycetaceae
Exons: 1
Coding region: 1-1080 (359 amino acids)
Source: RefSeq, a predicted model, not a curated record